Molecule: messenger RNA, 4145 nt
Organism: Oreochromis niloticus (Nile tilapia)
Lineage: Eukaryota; Metazoa; Chordata; Actinopteri; Cichliformes; Cichlidae
Product: GTPase IMAP family member 8
Exons: 7
Coding region: 767-2248 (493 amino acids)
Molecular function (GO): GTP binding
Source: RefSeq, a predicted model, not a curated record
UAUAGCGGACAUAAUUCAACUGGUAAGGAGCCAAGGAUGAGCUCAGACAUUCAGGAUGACUUUCUGCUAAACGUGUUGUAUUCCUGAGGCAGUAUCCACACUAAGGCUGCGAAGAUUUGACUCCAAAGCGAUCGGACAGCGUCUUACAGUCAUCUGCUAUUUAUAGAAGCUCUUACUUAUUAUUCUGCAUACAGUGCCACACUGCUGUUGCUGCCGCUGCUGCUGCUGCUGUUGUCUGAUACAAGCGAGUGGGAGGCACAGCUUCCUCUGUUUUCCCUCAAAAAAAUGAACAGACAUCUUAUUGGAGCAGCUGCUGAAGGGGUGGAUUUGGCUUCUAGUCUCCUGCAUUGCACAAUCUUUCCCCUCAGCUCGGACAGAUAAAGAAGACAAAAGAAAGGAGCACUGGAAGGGGACGAGGACUGGGAGCGGAGGGGAUAUAUAUGUAUGUAUCCAUAAAGGAAAAGACUAGGAAGAGCCACGGUGAGGUGAAGGGGGUGUGAAAGAAAGCAGAUUACAAAAAAAGGAAGGAAGGGAGAGGUUUAAGUAUGAGGAAAUGAAGAGAGGAAGAGGCAGGCGGAGGAAACUGAAGAUAGAGUGACUACACUGCAGCAGAAUGAGGGUUAGAGUGAAAGCGAGAGCUGGGAAGCAUUUGAGCUCUGCAUCCGUGGCUUUCUGAAGAGGCACGAAAAAGGAAGGCACCGUGGAGGUGAGACGGAGACGGAGGAGGGGGGCUGAGGAGGAGGAAGCCAGAGGUUCUACACACAAGAUGGCUGCUGUGUCCUCUGCCUCUGACACCGGAGACCCCCGGGGCCGCCAUCCCCCAGAGCGCAGAUUGCUGCUCCUCGGGGGUCCACGGUCCGGUAAGACCUCCACUGCCAACACCAUCCUGGGAGAUGAAGUCUUUGAUGGUGGGGCGGAGACUACACACAGCAACGUGGGCCACACUGAGAUCUACGGCCGCCGCGUCACCGUGGUCGACACCCCGCCGUGGGCCAUCCCCGCCGACCCGGAUGACGACGCAGAAGCUGACAACAACGACAACGCAGGGGCCGAGUCAGACAGCCCGCCCCGACCGCCGCCGAGCCUGGACAGCGAGGGCCCGUGCAUGGGGGCCAUUCUCUGCCCUCCCGGACCACACGCUAUCCUUCUGGUGGUGUCGGUCACCCAGCCCUUCACCGAGACUGAGCGGAGGGCUGCGGAGGAGCAGCUCGGCGCCCUCGGGGGAGGAACUUGGAGGUACUCCAUGGUCCUGUUCACCGGGAUAGACAAGCUGCCCAAGGGGGUGUUUAUUGAGGAGCACAUAGCAAACACUGGAGAGGCUCUGCAGUGGCUGGUGGAAAGAUGUGGAAGCAGGUACCACGCCUUUGAUAACACUCGAAAAGAAACAGAAGAAAACACACAAGUACCCGAGCUGAUGGAAAAAGUGGAGGAAAUGAUCACUGACAACCAAGGAUGGUACUUUGAGGUGAAUGAGCUGAUUUUACUGGAAGAAGAACAGGCCCGGAGAGCUCUGGAGGAAGAAAGGAUGAGGAUGGAGGAGCACGCUCGACAGAGGGAGCAGAUGAUCGGAGGACCUCCCAGAGAACUGAGGUUGCUGUUGCUGGGUUGGAAGGGUGUUGGAAAGAGCUCGGUGGGGAACUGCAUCCUGGGCCGCCGCUACUUUGAAUCGGGCCAAGAGACAGAGCUGUGCCUCAGGCGGCAGGCGCUCGUAUCCGGUCGUCGGAUCACUAUUGUAGACACGCCGGGCUGGGACUGGUUCUCGGUGAGGCGAACCCCUAAGCGAAUCCGCCAGGAGUCCCAGCGCGGGGCUGCCCUCCUGCGACCCGGACCCCACACCCUGCUGCUGGUCCUGCCCGUCGUCUCAUCCCUCACCGCCAGGAAGCGGCGAACGCUUGUGGCGCACAUAGAGACUCUGUUUGGCGACAGCGCUUGCCUCCACACCAUGGUGCUGUUCAGCUGUGGUGACUGGCUGGGACGCACGCCCAUUGAGGAGCACAUCCUCAGAGGCGGACGCGAGUUGCAAAGACUGCUGGAAUACUGUGGUAACUAUUACCAUGUACUGGACAGUAAGACACCUGGCAAAGACAGGAGUGUGUCGGUCCUGCUGGAUAAGAUUGAAGAGAUGAUCAGAGAGAACGGCGACAAGGCCUUCCUCCCCAUACAGACAGAGUGGUUGAGCGAGGAGAGCUCCUACUCCUCUGACAACACCGAACCAGAGGACGACUGCCGGGGAUGCCAGCUACAGUGACACAAUCAGACUAAAGGGAAAGGUCUUUUUCCUCCUUGUGAGCUUUUUAACGGGGCAUGAACAUCACCUCAUAAAACUAAAACCUCAUUGAGAUAUCCCUCUCUAACUCUCGAGAGUUUCAGAGACAACAAAGGGUUCAGAUGAGUAGGUCUGGAGAGUGAGACGUUUAAGACGAGCUCCUCAUGCCAAACAGGAGAAGAGAUGUUCUGCUUCGAGCGACCUGAGCUCAAAAACACACCCCGAGCCUGCGAGCAUGUCCACAGAAGUCAGCUGCUGCUAAUCUCUGUAAAUCUUUAUUCCGUCCGCACUGAUCAACUUUGUAUGACGUGUUGCAAAAAAAGGGCAAAAUCCAAACCAAAAAAGUUACACGUUAAAAAAGAAACAAAAACUGCAAUGUCCAGUCAGAUUUGAGGGUGGGAUCACAUGUCAUUAGCAAGUGUUGGAAGAUUGUUCCCUCUGAUGUCAAUCAGUUUGAAUCAGAAAGGAUUGACAAGCAAAAGAAAAAAGGUCAAGUGAAAGGAAGCUACUUAAUACCAAAUCCAAACAUGGACAAAGUGUGCUGGAAAUGCACGCACAACCUUCAGAUGUUUAAAACAGGAGGUAACGCUUGCCUCUCACAUGAGUGAGACUGAAAUGAUCUCCGUUAAAAAUGCAUUCGUCUCUGCUGCUCAGGGAGUCUGAGUUGGAUUAAUUUAAAGAGGGGUAAAAUCUGGCACAGCCACAGAUUAAUGUUGAAUGCUUAAGUGUGGACGCGAGUCACAUGUUAAUCCAAAUUUGGGCCUUUCUCCGAGUGUUUGUUUUAGUUUACCGGGAGCUUAAAGGGAGUGAGUCUUUAAGAACCAACUAAAAAGCGUAAGUACUUUUUAUCACACCUCCGCAUUCAUGCUCAAGAGGAGCUGGGAAGACAGUUUAAGGAAGGCUGUGUCGAAACUUAGCGCAGCCUCAAAUCCCCGUGGAGCACCCGGGCCGGCUCUGCUUGGCUGCUUAUGGUCACGCAUUCAGUGCGUGUAUUGACAAGGCAGAUUCAGCUACGUGCCUCAGCAUCAAAGCGAGACAGCAGGAGCACACCCUGCAGCAGUAGCAGCAGGGCAGUAUCCUAUAGGCUACAUCAAGCUUUCGCAUGCUACAGAAACAGCAUAACCUCAUGAACCACUCAAGCUCUCAUAGGGCUCUUAAAACCUUGUAACUUUUUCUACAUCCUUGAGCUAUCAGACAUCAGUAGUUUAAAAAAAAUACAUAUAUAUAUAUAUAUAUAUAAUAUAAUAUAUAUACAGCCAUCAGAGGCAUGUUAAGACAUAGCAUGCGGAAAAAUGAGUGCCUAUAGAGCUGAAGGCAACCUCACUUCUUGUUCUUCUUGCUUGAAUAAGCGAUUUCUUUGGUAUCACAUCACAUCCUUCUACCUUUACAACUGCAAAAAAAGAAAAGAAGAAAAACGAGGGGAUAAAAUAUAAUUCACCCUCUGAAAUAAAAACAUACACAUAAUAUGUGACCGAUAGCACUGCCAUGCUGUAAAAUGUAAUUUUCUACAAAUGAUGUAGCCUGUAAACGAAUCCGCAGCACUGCUCCCUCUCAACGCUUCAGCAACCUCUGUGCUUCAUCUAGCCACAUAGGCCACCGGCAGCACUUAAGUGUGACACGCAUGACUUUCACAUUUUCAUACGAGGACGUCCCGCGAGUCCCGACCACCUCAGUAUAUCAAAAGUGUAGUAAACAGUGUAAAAUAAUGUACCAUUUUAGGCUCUUAGUGAAGCAUUUUUGCACUGUGUAAGUUCUACCACUUUACUGUAGCCAAAGUGACGUUACUUUCUGUGGUCCCUCUUUAUGUGGAGAUUGCAACAUCAGUACUUUGUUCAUCCUGAGACAGUGAUAAUAAAAGACAUGGAUAUAUUGUUGUGUA